AUGUCCCGAACCCUGCUGGCCCGCGAGGCCAACCAGGCACGGCUGCUGGCGGCGUAUGCGCAAGAGUUUAUGGGGAGGAGCCUGGCGGCCGACAUCCCGCGAGCCGUGCAGGAACGGACCAAGCUCUUUCUCAUGGACUCGCUGGCCUGCGGCCUCAGCGCCGUCAAGCGCAACUACCCCAGCCUACAGGUGCUGCAGGAGGAGGCCUUGGCCUACACACUGGCCCCGCCUGCACCCAUCCCAGGCUACACCAAGCUGCCCUGGUCCGUGCCCACUGCCACCGUGCUGGGCACCACCGCCGUUGUGCCCCUGGAGAAGGCCGUCCUCUUCAACUGCGCCGCCGUUCGCGAGCUGGAUGCCAACGGCACCGUCUUUGGCUUUGACCCCCGCCACCCAACCGACCGCAACGCCGGCGAAUUUGGUCACAACGACUUUUAUCCCGUCGUGCUGGCCUCCGCUGAAGCCCACCAGCUAGACGGCGAGACCGCCCUCAAGGCCAUGAUCCUUCACGAUGAAAUUCGAGGGCGCCUCUGCGAGAGCUUUAGCCUUCAAUCCCACCGCAUCGAUCACGUCUUGCACGGCGGCAUUGCCACCUGCGCCGUCUAUGGCGCCCUCCUGGACUGCACCGAGAAGCAGAUUGAAUCUGCCAUCAGCCUCCUCGUUUCUCACUACGUCCCUUGGCGCUCCAUCCGGGCAGGCCACCAACUCAACGAUUCCAAGGGCUGCAGCGCCGCCUUUACCACCGAAAUGGCCGUCCAAUCCGUUCAUCGCGCUGCCCUGGGCUUUGAGGGCCCCGCUGACAUCUUCCGCAACCCGGCCAGCCUCUUCCGCGUCUUUGAGCCCCAGUCGGAUGGCCAGAGCCCCUUUGACCUCUUUCUGGCCGACCCCAGCCCCACCGCUACCCCCGAAGACUUUGCCAUCACCAACAUGCAUUUCAAGCUUGGCCUCUACGAGCACCAGAGUGCGGGUGCCGUCCACGCCCUCUUGGCCCUCUUGGCCGAGGAGCCCGGAUUGCAGGCCAGCGCCAUUCGCGGUAUCACCGUCGCCAUUUACGACCCGGCCUACGGCAUAAUCUGCGACCCAGCCAAAUGGGCACCCACCACACGCCAGUCUGCCGACCACUCCCUCCCCUAUAUUCUGGCCCGCCUCCUCGUCAAAGCCCGCGCCGCCGAGCGCGCGGGCCAGUCCACCGACCACGACCUCGUGGGCCUCUGGGAGGACCUCAUGCUCACCCCGGAAGACUACAAUGCCGAGGCUCUGGAAGACUAUGCCACACGCGAGUGCAUUAGCCAGGUCCGGGUUGAGCACGACCCGGCUCUAGAUGCCCACUACCCGGCCGGCAUCCCCACCCGUGUCAUUGUAGACCUGGCUGACGGUCGGCAGCUCACUCGCACCGUGCACGCCCCCCUGGGUCAUGCCGCCUACCCGGACGAGGCUGCCUGUCUUCGUCUCUUGACGCACAAGAUGAAAACCUUCCUCGAUGAUCCCGACACGCUAGAGCGCGUCCAGCGUGCCGCCCGCCUGGAGGAGCUUCAGUUGGAAGACAUGCACACCUUUGUGGCCGACUUGCAAGCAUCCAUCCCCGAUGUGAACGAUGCUCAGGAGCCAGGCUCGGUAUGA
Messenger RNA from Monosiga brevicollis MX1, 1620 nucleotides. RefSeq lists its product as uncharacterized. The record is from RefSeq and is a predicted model, not a curated record. Lineage: Eukaryota; Choanoflagellata; Craspedida; Salpingoecidae. Gene Ontology annotation, molecular function: lyase activity. Bases 1 to 1620 code for a protein of 539 amino acids. The transcript has a single exon.